Molecule: messenger RNA, 1081 nt
Organism: Lactuca sativa (garden lettuce)
Lineage: Eukaryota; Viridiplantae; Streptophyta; Magnoliopsida; Asterales; Asteraceae
Product: Putative methyltransferase family protein
Biological process (GO): protein methylation
Cellular component (GO): nucleus
Molecular function (GO): protein methyltransferase activity
Source: RefSeq, a predicted model, not a curated record
ACACGGACCAUAACAACCACGACCGACCGGGAUGGUGUGCAAUCUUGACCGGCUCAACCACGAUGGCCACCGUGCUCUACAUACCGGAUGGUCUUAGCCAUUUCAAAUAAUACACCCCGGUCUUUACACUUCAACGGUUCAACCUAUCAGAUCUCCAUCAACGCCCAUCAGAAAACACCAUGUCUGAAAACGAAUUCAUAAAACCAAAUGUAGUCGACAGUGAUGAUGACGAUGAUACAGUUUGCUUGGGCGAAUCUUUCUUCAUAGAUGACAACUAUGAGCUCACUACGUUUACAUUUGGGCCUCAUGUCCUUCAACUUCUUUGUCUCCAAUCAUCUUCAACUGAUUUCGAUUUAACUGGACAGUUGGUAUGGCCUGGUGCAAGGCUGUUGAAUGAAUACCUUUCAAAUAAUGUUGAGCUACUGCAAGGAUGUUCUGCUGUAGAAUUAGGAUCUGGUGUAGGUGUUACAGGCAUACUUUGCAGCAGAUUUUGUCAUGAAGUCGUGCUUACAGAUCAUAAUGAUGAAGUGCUCAAGAUCUUGAAGAAAAACAUAGAUCUUCAUGAAUCUUCUGACAACCCUAAUUCAUGUUCUGCUUUAAGUGCAGAGAAACUAGAAUGGGGAAACACUGAUCAACUUAACCAAAUAUUACAAAAGCAUCCGGAAGGAUUCGAUCUUAUUCUUGGAGCUGACAUCUGCUUUCAGCAAAAUAGUGUUCCUCCACUCUUUGACACUGUGAAAGAGCUUCUUUUUCAACAUGGGAAAAAGCAAUGUAGGUUCAUAUUGGCUUAUGUCUCACGUUCUAAAAUGAUGGAUGCAUUGGUACCAAAAGAAGCAGUUAAUCACGGGCUAAAGAUCCAUGAAGUUGAUGGGACCCGAUCAGUGAUUGGAAAUCAUGAGGGGGUUAUAUAUGAGAUAACCCUUUAGAAACUUAGAAAUAUUAAUUAAAUAUGAUUCUUGGAUAAUUCAUAAUUGUGAAGAAUAUAUCUUUGAAUGUUUUAGAGCAAUUGAGAAUGAUUGAAUUGUAGGAUCUCACAAAUUAACAAAGGACGAAUGACACCAAAUAGCAAUCAACUUACAAA